GCACCGAUGGAACCAGAUGAGAAAGGCGAGAGGCGAGCCCCUCCGGUUGCGCGUCAGCAUCGCCUCAAAUAGAAAUCCGCCGCUGUCACUUGUGUUCCACAUACUGAGAGACGGACGACUGUUACCCCGAAACAGCAAUUUAAGGCCCCCACCCAUGACAUGCAGCUGUUUUAUUCAUGUGAUGUCAAAGAAGAAGAGUGAGCGCAGGUUGUGAAGGAGGCUGGAGGUUCUUUUUUUAAAUUUUUUAUUUAUUUUUUUUUUAUUUUGCAAAGAAUGAUAGUGAGGACCAAGGCGCGCUGUCCCAGGAGAACUCAUCUGAAGAGCUGGCUGUGAGAGACGAGGAUGCUCCUCUAACGAACCGGGAGGCGAUGUGUGGUGUGGCGUGUCAGCGCUUCAUCUUCUGUUGGAGGUCUCCUCGCACAUGCAGAUGCGCGCAUAGACAUGCACCCGUAAAACGCACACUCUGAGCAAGACAUACCCGCCCUCUUCCUUAUAGAGGUCUUCCUGAGCAGACGGUCUGUGUGGCAGAGUUUGAGACUGUGGAGUUAAAAUGAGUGAGAGUGUCAUGGACGAGAACGAAGACAACGGUUACGGGGAUCCUCCCUACAAAAACCUGUUGCUCCUCGGGGCCAUCGCCGCAGCAUCCGCCUUCGUGGUCACCAUCCUCAUCGUCCUCGUCUGCGUGGGCUGUCAAAGAAAAAGCAAGAGCAAGCACCCUCCAGCAGGAGAGAAAGGGACGUCUGUAAAUAUGCAGGGUACACUUCGGCAUCCUAACCUCAACUCCAUGAGCAAAUCUGACACCAGGCUGCAUGAGAUUAACCGCUUUCCCUGCAAUGGAAACUCUGUUAGUAAGAGCCGUCCAGCCAGUAUGGACCUCCUGCUCCUCCACAGUCGACGCUCCCAGACGGACCUGAGGCCUUCCCAUGGGCGCCAGCUUCCCCAGAUCCCUGACGAUCCCCAGGGAUCUGGUCAGGGAGGUGGAGGGGAAAUAGGAGGAGAUGGAGGAGGGGGAGUAGUAGGCGGAGGGGAAAUCAGAGACCACACCUACACAGAGGUGGGCAUACGAAACAACCCCACCCCUACCCACCACCUGGACGAUGGCCUGUAUGAGAGCGUCGGUGUCCGAGAAGGGGAUGCUGCCCCUAAGGUGCCCUCCUCCUCGCCUCCUACGUCAUCUAACACUCCAUCUACAAUCAGAGCCGCUCAAAGCCCCCCAGCUCAGGCCAAUGGAGCCCGUGGUGGAAACGGGCUUGGAAAUAAUGGGAGAGGGAACGGCAGAGGAAAUGGCACCAUUAAUGGGCCGAUGGCAGGGAGAGGUAAUGGGCCAAAUGGGGUCAAUAGAUCCCCGCUUUCUUCCGUCAACUCCCUGGCCAUCCAAGAUCCAGGAGGAGCAGAGUACGCCUCUAUACGGAAGUUCAGAAAGGUUGACAAGACAAACAGGAAGGAAAAUAACGGGGCCGACAGUCAGUCAGACAGCCAGUCAAGCGUGAGUGAUUCACCCUCGGCUCCUCCGCUCCAUCGCAGUCAAGAGUUUCCACGCAAGCCGUUGGAGCCGUUUCACCUACACUCCUUCCCAAAGGAGGCAGUUUUCAUGGGCAAUGGGGAGCAGUACAUCUGGAAGCCUCCGGAGGAUGAUGAUAUUAUCACCUUACACCCACCUCCGCUCCGUGGAGAGAACGGACAGGGGCACCCAUCACCCCCAACUGCAAAGGAGGUAAUUGCAGACACUUACUCCAUUGUGUGUAAAACUCAGAAGAAGAAACCUCCCAUGGAAAACAACGGAGCAAAAACCCUCCCACGCUCAUUUGGUGGGGAUAAGGGCAAAGGCAGAGGCAGAGGGGUUCAGGGUCCAACCCGGUCUCAGGAGGAACCUUGCUAUGAACCGGUAGGGGACAGGUCCUGGUCCACAUGUGCGGUCCCCGAAUCAGACCCCGCAUACGCGACUAUCGACAGCCACCGGAAACGUGAGCAGCCAGGUACCAAUAACAGCACAGUUGGGGGUAAUGCCACUUUGAAGAGGAAGAAGCAGGCGCAGCAACCGCAACCACAACCGCAGCAGGCAGCACCAGCAGCACCUCAAGGCUCAGGACCCAGCACACUGCCCGCUAGAGGCCUGCCUGGUGGGGAACACUUCUAUGAGACCAUCAGCGACGUGAAACAAGGGGCCAGUAGCUCCAGCACCACCACCAUCUUCACCUUUAAUGACGGGAUGGAGAUGUAUGUUACCGGCCUGUAGCUGGCUGACAAGAAGGCGGAGUCCAGGGUCCACUGGUACAGAGUCACGUAAGGGACCUCUCUGUUCACUGGCCACCAGGUCGCUGUACAUAGAUACAAGACCCUCAACAGACAAACAACAUGAAGAUCCAUUUUGUGUUGACAUCAGGUACAAACAGGGUCUCAAUCCAGGUUCAGACUUCCCUUGUUUGGUCUGUAUUUCAGAACCAGCCUAAGCCUAGUCCAGCCCAAAUGUGGACCAAAUAUGUUUUAAGAAAAAAAAAAAAAAAAAAAAGAAC
This is a messenger RNA of Sphaeramia orbicularis (orbiculate cardinalfish), 2513 nucleotides long. RefSeq lists its product as uncharacterized. NCBI's taxonomy places the organism in Eukaryota, Metazoa, Chordata, Actinopteri, Kurtiformes, Apogonidae. Bases 551 to 2236 code for a protein of 561 amino acids. Gene Ontology annotation, biological process: B cell receptor signaling pathway; negative regulation of T cell activation; T cell receptor signaling pathway. The transcript has 11 exons. Gene Ontology annotation, cellular component: membrane raft; plasma membrane. The record is from RefSeq and is a predicted model, not a curated record.